This is a messenger RNA of Acanthopagrus latus (yellowfin seabream), 3859 nucleotides long. RefSeq names its product protein phosphatase 3 (formerly 2B), regulatory s1ubunit B, alpha isoform, b (gene ppp3r1b). Bases 295 to 807 code for a protein of 170 amino acids. The record is from RefSeq and is a predicted model, not a curated record. Gene Ontology annotation, molecular function: calcium-dependent protein serine/threonine phosphatase regulator activity; calcium ion binding. NCBI's taxonomy places the organism in Eukaryota, Metazoa, Chordata, Actinopteri, Spariformes, Sparidae. The transcript is spliced from 6 exons.
UCUCCUCACCGACUCAGCCUCUCUCUCCCCCUCUCGCUCUCUCUCUCUCUCUCUCCGCUCCACCAGUCUCUCUGUGCUCGCUCUCCCCCCUCUGCGUCUCUCUCUGCUGGCGCUGCGGUGAAUCUCUCCCCCGCUGUCAGUAACCGAGAAGUCAGGCAGCCGGUGGUCGGUCUCUGUCUGACCGUCAAAAGUCACACGAACCCCGCUGAAAACAUCGUCUCGCUCCGCCCGUAUCGACCCGUUAGCGGUGCUUUGAAUUACCCCCUCGGCAGCUGAAGACCCUCUGACGGCAAAAUGGGAAAUGAAGCCAGUUACGCCCUGGACAUGUGCUCGCACUUUGAUGCUGAUGAGAUUAAGAGGUUAGGAAAGAGAUUUAAGAAACUCGACCUAGAUAACUCCGGCUCGCUGAGCGUGGAGGAGUUCAUGUCCCUACCAGAACUCCAACAGAACCCCCUGGUGCAGCGGGUCAUCGACAUAUUCGACACCGAUGGAAACGGAGAAGUCGACUUUAAAGAGUUCAUCGAAGGAGUCUCUCAGUUCAGCGUCAAAGGAGACAAAGAGCAGAAGCUGCGCUUUGCCUUCAGGAUCUACGACAUGGACAAAGACGGCUACAUAUCCAAUGGCGAGCUCUUCCAGGUCCUCAAGAUGAUGGUGGGCAACAACCUGAAGGACACUCAGCUCCAACAGAUCGUCGACAAGACCAUCAUCAACGCAGACAAAGACGGAGACGGCAGGAUAUCCUUCGAGGAGUUCUGUGCUGUCGUCGGUGGAUUAGACAUUCACAAAAAGAUGGUGGUGGACGUCUGACAACUUUGUUCUCUGUUCCUCCAUUUACUGAAGAUCUGCUUGAAGACGUCGUCCAGCGAAUCGCUCUUAUCUGUUUUCGACAGAAGUAUUUUCUCCUCCCCCUCCUCACCCCACCUUCCCUCCCUCCCUCCCUCCCUCCCCCCCGAGCCUUCUGAAGCCAAACUCUCACCACCUAUCAUCAUCGAUCAGGAACUCUCAGUGACUCGACGUCGCACUUUAAAAGCUGACGGACGGCUUUUUAACGCAGAGCGACGGUUUCAGUUUGGUGGAGGAAAGCUGGAGAGAGUGUGUGUUAGUGUGUGUGUACUGUAUGUUUUACUGGUUUUUCAAGGUAUGUGGGUUUUUUAUAUUUAUUUUGGUGUCAUUGGUUUUUUUUUUGGUUUUUUUUAGUGUUGAGAAUCAAAGAAAGUCUAUCUUAAAGAUCUUUAGUGGACACGUGCAGUUAGCGGUGAUGUUACUUGAUUUCAGAACAACACAAACAGCAUGAAGUGCCAACCAGAAUUUCUGACAUGCAGGUGAAUUACAGGUAAAAUGUGUGUCUUUAUUUUAGAGAUGUUAUUGUAUUAUUGAAUGCAUUUAUCUUACAGGAGUAUUGCAUUAUUUACACUUAAAGAACAGCUUCAUUUCAGUCGUGUUUGGCUCAGUUUUCUCAGACAUUAAGGAGCUCUGCAUGUUUUUAAAUGACGUUCUCUUGCUCACGAGCAUCACGAUCGCCGCUCCGCACCCAGUUACACCAACAGCAUACAUGUCGACGUUAACAUCGUUUAUAAGAAGGAGCCGGUACUGAACUCCCUGCUUUGAAAUAAGACUAAUUAUCGAUUAAUCGCCUGUACGAAUUUAUCAGAUAAAAAAUGUGUUGGCUGACAAUCAGAGAAGGGCACAAAUGCAUCAAAAUUACAAAUAUCUGAAAAUGAAAUAUAAGAAUACAAAGUGCCAUUACUACAUUUUGGCCAUUUAGUUGAUCCAGGUGAUAAAUGGUGAUGAACAGGAGCGUCACACUUAAAAUGAGUCACUGUCAUGUCAUUUAACUGCUAAUGUAGCCAAACAUAAAUCUUCUCAGUAGUUGAAACGGUUAUCUGAUGAUUGAUUGUAAAGCCGACAAUCAAUUCGAGAAAAAACUUAACCUGCGUCCUCAGUACCAACAGAUUCACGUUAAAUCUAAAUUUAGACAAAUAAAUAAGAAGCUGAACACGUCUGGUCAAACUAAGAAAAAAGAAAAAAAACAAAACAAAAACAUCUUAUCGAGAGCAAAAGAGUUAUUCUGAUCUACGUCAGUCAGCCAAUCAGGAUGCAGCGUGCUUGUUGUGUUAACAUCUAAUAAUGCUGCUGGUGAUUGGCUGUCUAGAGGCACGCAGGACAAUUAGACAGUUAUUUAUGUAUUUCAAAUAGUCGAACAGGCUGAUAAUGUGCUGAUGUUCCUUCAGAUUGUACAUUUUAGUCCAGGUGUCCAAGUUGGAGUAAAGCAGCUGUCAGAUCUUGAAGCAGCUUUACUCGGAAAAAUUAUGACUUUUAACAAUUCAAAGAGAGUAAAGUCCUGGUACUGUAUCGAUUCCAACCCUAUUUCUAAUUCAGAUAUUGGAAAUACCAACAACUCAGACGUGACGGUUGAGUUCCUGCUGUUGAUGUUGGGUGUUAAUCUGCUAAUGAACUGCUUUACACACACGUUUGUAGAUUUACUGCAGAAAUAUGAGAAAAGUUUGGAGCGAACAAACGCUGUUAAAGCUCUCGGCUCUGUGGACGAACAUCAGCCAUAAAACACUAUAUUUUCAGUACGUUUCUCAUCAGGACUCACAUUUGCUCGACUCUCCUUUGAAGCCGCUGCCGCUCGUUUGAACAACAUGCAGGAAUCCGACGAUGUUGGAAAGACUUUUACAUUUACAUUUUUUAGGUUUUAAUAGUUCUGGACGUGUUUUUACACCUGUUAGAUUUAGGAAGAUAAAAAAAUAAGCUUCAUCUGUAGAGGGUCCGGCAGGAUGAUUUUGUGGACAGACUGUGUGUGUUUGCAGCUCCUCUGUUUUGGACGGUCACAUCUUUAAUCUCUCUUUGAGAAGAAGAAACGAAGCCGAGGAGAAAACAAACUGCUGGAACUGCGCCGGACUGAACGGUUCAUUUAGUGACGCGCUGCAAAAAGACUUUUCUACCUGAAACGGACGACUUGUGAUGUGUUUGCAUGACGUGUGAACUGAUCUCUUCUUCUUCUGCCUGUUUUGCAUGUAGAUCAGGUUUUAUUAAAGCUCUUUACAGCUUUAUUAAAAGGUCUUUUUUCAAAGUUUACCAGACUGGUCUCAACAUUUAAUGAAAUGAGUGAAAUGUCUUGCAAAUGCAAACGAUCGACUCUGUGCAUGCAAGAGUUUGUGACAGUACAGCUGGUUCAGUUCGACCACACGCACUGAAAAGACUUCAUUUUCUGUGAGGUAGAAUAUUUAUGAAUUUUUAUAAUACCAUGAAAUAAUAAAUGGCUGGUUUUUGGUGCAUGUUUAAUAGUUAGAAUAUAGCUACUUUCAAUAGAACUUUAACCCUUAAUCGACAUUGUUUAUUUAACUGUAAUAGGCUCAUAUUUUAAACGUGUUAUUAUCAGAUCAUGUGUUUCACGGUGAGGAUAUUUAAUCUUAACAUCAUUUUUCUUGUAUUUCAAUAAUUUUUGCAUUUGAGAGUUUUGGCUCAUUUCAUAAAAUUCAGUGAGACCGUGUUGUGUUUACAUGUUAAUAAUGGUGAUAAAUAAAUAAAUAAAAACAUUUCAAGCACGUAGAUGUUGCCAAUUAAAGGUUUUAAACAUGGAAACGACUGUAAUCAUAAAAGUUUUUAAGUCGCCCGCCACUCGCUCUGUAUUCGUUUCUUUUCCCCUUUUUUUUUCUUUGGGUCGAUGAUGUUUCGUUUUGAACAGUUGGUGUCGAAGCUUCCCGCUGCUUUAGCUGAAGUGUUUUAAUGUUGGUUUAAAGGGACGUUUGUGAUGGAUUCAGUCUUAGAUUUUUACUCCUGUUUUCAUCUCUGCUGCAUCACUGAAACUUCAUACACGCAAAAACGAGAAAUAAACUGUUUGAAGGUUGUUAGA